Molecule: messenger RNA, 952 nt
Organism: Camelina sativa (false flax)
Lineage: Eukaryota; Viridiplantae; Streptophyta; Magnoliopsida; Brassicales; Brassicaceae
Product: U2 small nuclear ribonucleoprotein B''
Molecular function (GO): RNA binding
Source: RefSeq, a predicted model, not a curated record
UUCUUCGUCGGCUUCGCUACUCACAUUCCCCAACAUUAGGGCUCUCUAAAUUUCUCCAGUCUCGUGUCGUCAUCGUCUUCGCGAAGCUCAAACUCGAAGAUGUUAACGGCAGAUAUCCCACCGAAUCAGUCUGUCUACAUCCAAAACCUCAACGAAAAGAUCAAGAAAGAAGAAUUGAAGAGAUCUAUUUACUGUUUGUUCUCUCAGUUUGGGAGGAUACUUGAUGUGGUUGCUUUGAAGACUCCUAAGCUCCGUGGACAAGCUUGGGUUACCUUUAGUGAAGUCACUGCUGCUAGUAAUGCCGUUCGCCAGAUGCAAAACUUCCCCUUCUAUGAUAAGCCUAUGCGCUUACAAUACGCAAAAGCAAAGGCAGAUUGUAUUACUAAAGCUGAAGGAACUUUCGUUGCAAAAGAUAAGAAGAGGAAGCAAGAAGAGAAAGUUGAAAGAAAGCGUGAAGAAACCCAACGACCAAACAUGGCUAAUGGCCCAAGUGCCAAUAACGGAGUCCCUCCGCCUUCGUUCCAGCCAAGUGGGCAAGAUGCGAUGCCACCAAACAACUUACUCUUCAUUCAAAACCUCCCGCACGAGACAACAAGCAUCAUGCUUAAGCUUCUCUUCGAACAGUACCCUGGAUUCAAAGAGAUAAGAAUGACCGAAGCAAAGCCAGGAAUCGCCUUUGUAGAGUUUGAAGACGAUGCUCAGUCUAACAUGGCUAUGCAAGCACUACAAGGUUUCAAAAUCAAUCCCCACUAUCCAAUGGUCAUCUCUUUUGCCAAGAAAUGAUGAGUUUUUGGUUUCUUUUGUUUAUCAGUCUUUUUUGAUGAGAUGACAAUACUGUACUGUACCAACCAAACCCUGGUGUGUAUAACCAACGGUUCUAUUGUUUUAACGGAUUGUUCCCGGUUUGGUUUAAUCCAUUGAUAGAUAGAGACCCCUGAAACGCGGUUUCACA